GCUCAGAAUCUGCAUAUCAUGGUCACAACCUACUCGUGGAGGCUCCACUCUGUCCCUGGCUUGGCACAAACUUGAAGCCCCCUUCCCAAACGGUAUAUUCUCUUGUCUCUGCUCUGCUUACUGCCACCUCUCUAAGAAUCUGUGUUCUUUAAGGUGGGGAAAGGGAUCUCAAAAUACUCACAGCUAUUAAUAGCCCAGCCAGCCUCAGACAGUCCAUUGAAAGCUGGCAUGAGUGCCUCAAAGCAGAAAAGCUUUCAGGCUUUUAGAGUGGAACAAUCCCCCUACCCAAGAUAGGGCGGGACUGAUCCAGGACAGGGACCUCCAUGUUACCGCGGUUGGUUAGCCCCUCACAGGGAGCUCCUGUCAAGCUGAGUUGUUGUCACUGGGGUCACCCAGGGCCCCCCACAGGCACAAGGAGUUCCUUUGACAGCUGUGCCUGGUAUGCUGCCAGGACUUAAGCCAGAAAGCCCCUGCCCGGAUGGCAACAGUAGUUCUAGGAGGAGACACCAUGGGCCCUGAGCGUAUCUUCCCCAAUCAGACUGAGGAACUGGGACAUCAGGGCCCUUCAGAAGGCACUGGGGAUUGGAGCAGUGAGGAGCCUGAGGAAGAGCAGGAGGAAACGGGGUCGGGCCCAGCUGGCUACUCCUACCAGCCCCUGAACCAAGAUCCUGAACAAGAGGAGGUGGAACUGGCACCAGUGGGGGAUGGAGAUGUAGUUGCUGACAUCCAGGAUCGAAUCCAGGCCCUGGGGCUUCAUUUGCCAGACCCACCAUUAGAGAGUGAAGAUGAAGAUGAAGAGGGAGCUACAGCGUUGAACAACCACAGCUCUAUUCCCAUGGACCCAGAACAUGUAGAGCUGGUGAAAAGGACAAUGGCUGGAGUAAGCCUGCCUGCGCCAGGGGUUCCUGCCUGGGCUCGGGAGAUAUCGGAUGCCCAGUGGGAAGAUGUGGUACAGAAAGCCCUCCAAGCCCGGCAGGCAUCCCCUGCCUGGAAGUGACCACAGUGAGAGCUGCCUUAUCUUCCUACAUUCCAGGCCAGAACCAGCACAGGACUGAACACAUCCCUGGUUGUAAUGUCCAUUUCCAUCUUCCCCGUCUCCCUUUCCACAUCAAGGCACAUCAGACUUCUCAGAGACCCACUUUAUUCAGUUCUGUACAUAUGGGGACAUCGGUCCAAGCCCAACCCACCUUAGCAUGUAUCACUCUGUGGAGAAUAAAGCACCCUAUGUACACAGCCAAAA
Messenger RNA from Pan troglodytes (chimpanzee), 1240 nucleotides. RefSeq names its product male-enhanced antigen 1 (gene MEA1). Bases 479 to 997 code for a protein of 172 amino acids. Gene Ontology annotation, biological process: spermatogenesis. The record is from RefSeq and is a predicted model, not a curated record. NCBI's taxonomy places the organism in Eukaryota, Metazoa, Chordata, Mammalia, Primates, Hominidae. The transcript is spliced from 4 exons.